AUGUUGGGACGAGAGGCCUUGGUGCUGUGCGUUGUGGCUGUGGGCUGCCUCUUUCCUCUGGUCUGCUACUCUUGCCCUUCCCAAUGCAGCUGCUUCUACCACAAGCUGAGCGAUGGAUCCAGAGCAAGGAGUGUCCUCUGUAACGACCCAGACAUCACAGUGGUGCCCUCCAACAUCCCUCUGGACACGGCCAAGCUGCGCAUCGAGAAGACCCACAUCUCGCGCCUCUCCAGCCAGGCCUUCCACCACCUGGCGGGCCUGGAGUUCCUCUGGAUGUCCUUCAACUCCCUGGCCUCCGUCAACUCCGACAGCUUCCGCGGCCUCUCCGGCCUGGACGAGCUGCGCCUGGACGGCAACGCGCUCACCUCCUUCCCCUGGGAGGCGCUGACGGACAUGCCCAAGCUGCGCCUCCUGGACCUCCACAACAACCGCAUCCUGCAGAUCCCCAGCGUGGCCACCUACUACCUGAGGAACCUCACCUACCUGGACCUGUCCAGCAACAGCAUCAACACCGUGCCCUACGACGUGCUCCAGUCCUGGCUGACCGUCCGGCCCACCGUGCAGGGCGCUGCAGACAGCGCCAAGCUGAUUCUGGGUCUCCAUGACAACCCCUGGGUGUGUGACUGCCGCCUGUUCGAUCUGCUGCAGUUCCAGAAGACCCCCGCUUCCACGGCGGUGGCCCUCAUCGACACGCGCCUGCGCUGCUCCGAGCCCGAGAGCUUCUCCGGCGUGCUGGUGAGCGACACCAACCUGCGGCAGUGCCAGGCGCCGCGCGUCCACACGGCCGUGGCCCGCGUGCGCAGCUCGGUGGGGAACAACGUCCUGUUACGCUGCGGCACCGUGGGGGUGCCCGUCCCUGAGCUCAGCUGGAGCCGCACCGACCGCAAGCCCAUGAACGCCACAGUCCACCAGGAGGUGUCCAAGGAGGGUAUCAUCUGGUCCAUCCUCAGCGUGCCGGCGGUCUCCUACCGGGACUCGGGGAAAUAUGUCUGCACCGCCACCAACUUUAUAGGCAGCGCCGACGCCAUCAUCUCCCUGAUCAUCUCCGACACCUUCCGCUCCGAGGAGGUCAUGUACGCCGGCGACUCCAACAAAAAGGGCCGCGGCAGGGGAAAGAAGGGCGAGGGCUUCGGCCGCGCGGCCUACCAGGAGAAGCUGAUCGCCAGGUACAUGCCACCGCCGUCCUCCACCGGAGCGUCCAUGCCCAUCAUCGAGCCCGUGGGGGGCACGGGCUCCUCCGUUCAGAUCGAGAGCUACAGCGUUUCAGACGAGGAGGAGGAGGCGAAGCAGAUGGAGUCUUCCACAGGGAUGGACGGAGCGUCUGCCGAGAUAGCCAAGGUGGUGCUCGCCAACCUGGCAGCCAACGCCUCCUUCCUGCAGCAGGGGCCCGAGCGCCGCAUCGUGCGCUCCGUCAAGGUCAUCGGCGAUACGGACCACACGGUGUCGCUCAACUGGCGGGCGCCCAUGGCCACCAACACCACGGCCUUCAGCGUGCUCUAUGCCGUCUUCGGCGAGCGUGACAUGCGCCGCAUCAACGUGGAGCCGGGCAAGAACCGCAUCACCAUCGAGGGCCUGGUGCCCCGCACCAAGUACAUCGCCUGCGUGUGCGUCAAGGGCCUCAUCCCCAAGAAGGAGCAGUGCGUCAUCUUCUCCACCGACGAGGCCGCCAGCGCCAGCGGCACGCAGAAGCUCAUCAACGUGGUCGUCAUCACCGUGGCCUGCGUCAUCGCCGUGCCCCUCACGCUCAUCGUCUGCUGCGGCGCGCUCAAGAGGAGGCUUCAGAAGCUGCUGGGACGCAAGUCCAAGGACAUCCAGGACUCUUAUGUCACCUUCGAAACGCUCUCGCCAGGCGGCACCAAGGCCAAGGGGGGUAUGGAGGGCGAGUACCUGACGCGCCUCAAUCCUGAGGAGUCCAACAGGUUGCUCUCGGCGCGCUCUAGUGUUGACUCCACAGCCACGGCCAGGACUGAAGGUCCCCCCAAUGAGUACUUCUGCUAAGCUGCGCCCCAGUGACGUUCGUUUGUUCGUUCGUUUGUUCGUUCAUUCGUUCGUUCGUUCGUUUGAAAGGGCAAAGAGGCUCAUUUGCUGAAACAUACUGUCAGCUCCUAUUGGGAAGCUUUGAACUUUGAACUUUGAACUUUGAAACAUUGGAACUUUACUUUAAAACGUGCAGCUGUUUGACACAUGAUGGGCCAUCAAUGGGUGCUUCCUCACGCUUUUUGCUCAAGGAGCCCUUUGAUGUUGGAUGUGCCUGGUGGGCUGAUGGACAGAGAUGAUGACUAAAGAUGGAUGCUGCUAGCAGGGACGCUGACAAGGGGGGACAAAGGGGUCAAUUGUCCCAGGCCCAGGAAGAGAGGGGGCCCUCAAUUCGGUGUUCAGUUCAUUGUAUUUAUUAGGUAGGGGGGCCCUUUCAGAUGACUUUGUCCCGGGCCUGGCCAAAGCUGUCAGCGGCCCUGGCUGCUAGUAACGUGCAAAAUGCGUCAUGCAGAAGCAUGCACUAUUUAUUCCAAGAAUCAGGUCACCUUUGCAAGGGAUUAACUGUACUGCAAAAGGGAACCUAUGAAAGAAAGAAAUGUGUAUUUGUGUCAAGAGAACCUGUCGUGGAAGUGGUUGAAGUAUUGUUAUAUGCACUUUUUUUAAGACGUUCCCAAGCAGUGGAGUGUCAUUCACGUGAUGAAAUACCUGAUGCCCGAUUCUUAUUUGAGAGGCUAUUUUUUUAUCCACUCAAACAAUUCAACAAGUACUGUACUGUACUUUGGUCUAGCAGUGUUCGAUUCACAAGAUGUUUGGAAGUAUAGCUGUAGGCCUGAUCAGGAACAGUAUUAUGUCCCUUUUUAUGUAAAAUAUACAUGUACGUACUGUGUGAGUCUAUGUGCCAGGUGUUCUUAUUCUAACCUAAAUCAUGUCUAUAUUUUAUUAUGUAUAUUUAAUGGACGAGGUUGUGUAAGUCAACGUGU
Engraulis encrasicolus (European anchovy) is the source of this 2957-nucleotide messenger RNA. RefSeq names its product leucine-rich repeat, immunoglobulin-like and transmembrane domains 1b (gene lrit1b). The transcript has 4 exons. Gene Ontology annotation, cellular component: endoplasmic reticulum membrane. NCBI's taxonomy places the organism in Eukaryota, Metazoa, Chordata, Actinopteri, Clupeiformes, Engraulidae. The coding region runs from base 1 to 1998 and encodes 665 amino acids. The record is from RefSeq and is a predicted model, not a curated record. Gene Ontology annotation, molecular function: protein binding.